GGCCCCACCCGGCCCGGGGCCCCGCUGGCCGCUGACCGGCCCUGCGGUUCUCAGUCUGCGCUGAUCAGCUGAUGCGCCGCAGCCGCCAGUAUUUAAACGCGGCUGCGCGGCGGUUCGGUCCAGACCCAGCAUGCCUCCGCUCGAUCGAACCGCGCAGCAGAACAAAACCUUCAAACAGCGCAAGAGCUUCGCUACCAGGAAGAUGGAGGUGGCGGGGAUCCGGUCCAAAUUCCCCAACAAGAUCCCGGUGAUCAUCGAGCGAUACGAGAAGGAGAAAAACCUUCCGCCUCUGGACAAAACCAAGUUCCUGGUUCCGCACGAACUCACCAUGACCCAGUUCAUCACCAUCAUCAGGAACCGGAUGGCGCUGCUGCCCAGCCAGGCCUUCUACCUGCUGGUCAGCAGCAGCAGCCUGGCCAGCAUGUCGCUCACCAUGGCCCAGCUGUACCAGGACCACCAGGACGACGACGGCUUCCUCUACAUGACCUACGCCUCCCAGGAGAUGUUCGGACUUUGACUGGACCGCAGCUCUGCCGGGCUGAGCCUGCUGUAAAUAGAAAAUAUUUUUAUAGAUGUUGACUGUAAGAUGGUGUUUUAAUGAUCCAAUAAAUGUUGACUGUGAAAAGG
This is a messenger RNA of Xiphophorus hellerii (green swordtail), 627 nucleotides long. It is a transcript of the gene map1lc3c, whose product is annotated as microtubule-associated protein 1 light chain 3 gamma. Bases 131 to 517 code for a protein of 128 amino acids. The record is from RefSeq and is a predicted model, not a curated record. The transcript is spliced from 4 exons. Lineage: Eukaryota; Metazoa; Chordata; Actinopteri; Cyprinodontiformes; Poeciliidae.